AUGACGAGCCCUCAACCUCUUAUCCGCCAUGCUCGGCGUGAAGACGUUCCCGCCAUCCUCGGCCUGAUCAAAGAGCUGGCCGACUAUGAACGUGAGCUCUCGUCUGUCGAGGCCACAGAGGCCAAGCUCCUGUCUACCAUCGCCUUCGCGCCUUCGCGCUCUUCCUCCUCGGAUCCGCCCUCGACCUCGGAUGCCCAGGGCCUCCCUAUCACCGAGGCCAUCACCCCGACCAAGCCUGCGCGCUGUCUCCUGCUCUUCCGGCCCGAAGAUGGCAGUGGCAGUGCAGGGACGGCGGCGGUGGGGAUGGCGCUGUACUUCUACAACUACAGCACAUGGCGGGCCAAGGCAGGCAUCUACCUGGAGGACCUGUACGUGACACCGUCCGAGCGCAACAAGGGCUACGGAAAGAGGCUGCUCGUCAAGCUGGCCGAGGAAGUGGUGGCCAUGGACGGCGGACGGCUGGACUGGAGCGUGCUCAAGUGGAACGAGCCGAGCAUCCGCUUCUAUGAGGAUGUCAUUGGGGCAACGAGGAUGGAGGAUUGGGUCGGCAUGCGCGUGGACAAGGAGGCGCUCGUGAGGCUGAGCAGAAUGUUGGACUGAAAAUAAAGAGGGAGAAUAAAAAAGAAUUACGAGGAGAAUUCUCGGUCCUACCAGAAUUAGAUGCAUAGACCGGCCAUGGAUGAACAAGGUC
Molecule: messenger RNA, 691 nt
Organism: Cryphonectria parasitica EP155
Lineage: Eukaryota; Fungi; Ascomycota; Sordariomycetes; Diaporthales; Cryphonectriaceae
Product: acyl-CoA N-acyltransferase
Exons: 2
Coding region: 1-600 (199 amino acids)
Biological process (GO): protein acetylation
Molecular function (GO): N-acetyltransferase activity
Source: RefSeq, a predicted model, not a curated record